AUGAAUCUAGCAGCAAAAAUCGGCACACUGCUCAUCGUGACCUUAUCCCUUCUCAUCUCCGUGGAGGCUGUGCUGUGUGUCAAGUGUGAAUUUGUCAAUUCUUCCAAGAUUUGUGAGACACAGUCAAGAUACUGUGCUACUAAAAAAGGUCAGAAGUGUCUCUUAUGGGUAGCCACUUCAGGUGAAUCUCUCAGUUAUGGGGCCCAGGCAUGCUGGGAACAUUGCAGUAAUGUUACCACUAUGAAGGGAAGUUUGAAAAUGCAACUUACAUGUUGUGAUUCCCAUUCUUUAUGUAACAAGCUCUAA
This is a messenger RNA of Phodopus roborovskii (desert hamster), 306 nucleotides long. RefSeq names its product prostate and testis expressed protein 14. The record is from RefSeq and is a predicted model, not a curated record. The transcript has 3 exons. Bases 1 to 306 code for a protein of 101 amino acids. Lineage: Eukaryota; Metazoa; Chordata; Mammalia; Rodentia; Cricetidae.